AUGAGGGUAUCUUUGAUGAUAUAUAACUUAAAUGUAGAGUAUUUUCCUGAUAAAUAUUUAUAUUUAGCAGAUUUGCUUAGCAGAAAUUUUAAACAGGAAAUUAAAAAUUUGGAUAAUACUCUUAAAGAUAUUGUACAUACAAUGAAGAUUAAAGUAAGAUUUAGAAAUAAUAAAGAGGCUGAGUUUAAAAAAGCUGAUAAUAUCAAAAAUGAUUUAAUGUGUGGCUCACAAGACAUUUUUUCCAAACGGUGGCAAUUUGAAAUAAUAUCAUCUAACCUGUACUAUGCAAAAAGUAAUGGGUUAGCAGAAAACGGUUGGGAUAGCAAAAAGAAUGGUUAUCAAAGCUAUAUAUGA
Molecule: messenger RNA, 354 nt
Organism: Cinara cedri
Lineage: Eukaryota; Metazoa; Arthropoda; Insecta; Hemiptera; Aphididae
Source: the annotation of a GenBank genome assembly